AUGGUCGCCCACCUCCCGCCAGCCGUGAAGCACCUCCUCACUCUCCGCAACCCCAACUCGUUCCCGGGGCCGCCAGUCGCUAAGCUGAACGACGUGCUCACCCGCACGUUCCGGGAUGCCCAACAGAAGAAAGCAGAGAAGGGGUGGCUUACCCUCGCGACUUGCACGCUCUUGACAGCCAACGCCCCCCCUUCUGUCGGGCACCUCUACCGCUUCGCGACUAGAAAUGACCCAAGCGCCGCAGACACUCGCCGGAACUACCAGGAGGCGCUCAACAAGGCCGCCGCGAUGCGCGAGGCCGCAAUGAAGAGCUGCAUAUUUGUCGGUGUACCCCGCACCAUCCUUUCCUUUGCGGGCAUGUUCGAAGCCUUCGAAGAGGACGUCAAGAACGGUCUGCGGAAGGAACCCAAUCGGGUUGCGACACCGGAGAACAUCGAGGCAAUCAAGGCGCGGGGACAAGCUCUGUGGGACACAAUCUACCCGCCGCACGCGGUGAAGCUCUAUAACAAGUUAGGCGGGUAUCACCCCGAUUUCAUAGGUACCCUACGGCGCUGUCUCUCCCCGAUGCCUGGCGGUGACAGCGAACAAGGCAACCUCAGUCGCGCGCUAGGCUCCGUGGUCGGAACUGCGUGCCUGCGUGCCGAGGAGCACGUCGGACCUCAGCUCACGAGCCAUGUCUUUGGCCUUCUGAAGGCGCGUAAUGUGGAGGGUCUGAGCGAAGAAGACUACUGGCUGGCAACCGAUGAGGGUACGGAAUGGGUGAUCCGUACGGUAGACGAGAUCUUGGAUGUCGUGAAGCCGGAGGCUUCGUCCGCACUCGGGGCCAAGCUAUAG
Messenger RNA from Fomitopsis serialis, 834 nucleotides. RefSeq lists its product as uncharacterized. The transcript is spliced from 5 exons. NCBI's taxonomy places the organism in Eukaryota, Fungi, Basidiomycota, Agaricomycetes, Polyporales, Fomitopsidaceae. Bases 1 to 834 code for a protein of 277 amino acids. The record is from RefSeq and is a predicted model, not a curated record.